CAAGACAGCACUCCAACUCUGCAUUCACAGUGUAUAUGUGUGAGAGUGUGUGAAACCAUUUGCAUGUUUUGAUGGUGUUGAUGAGCCGCUUUAUGACCUUACGACCUUCAUAUUGAUGACGGGCACCAUGAUGCGGAGUAUGGACGCAAGGGAAACGGAGAUCGACCUGAGGGAUGCAGGGGAUGGAGAGGACGACGAGGGACAACAGACGUGGAAGACCCAGCUGGAAACUGUCCUGGAGGAAGAGGAAGAAGAAGAUCUGAUCUCUACACAGAGCGACACCAGGCCUCUUAUCAAUGAACGGGACCCGAGACAAAUAAAUGAGUGUCUUAAGGUUAGUUUUGAGGAUGUGAUAGCAGAGCCAGUGUCGGUGCGCAGUGGGGAUCGGGUGUGGAUCUGGAGUCACGCUCUUUUCGAGGUAUCCAGGGUCUGGUUUUAUCGUAUCAUCACGGCUCUGCUGGCUGUUCCAGUGUCCCUCCUCGCUGGGAUCAUCUUCGCCAUCCUCAGCUUUGUUCACAUCUGGUUCUUUACGCCAUGUGUGCAGGUUGUCUUAAUAAACACCGGGUGGUUGCAAACAUUAUGGAGCAGCGUUUUAGACAUAAUCAUCCUACCGUUCUUCCAAAGCGUUGCCAAAUGCUGCAACGGGAUUAGUGUCGUUCUCUCACGGGAAUGAGAAACAUUUGCUGGAAUCUGCUGAAUCGAUUCAAAUGGAAAUUCACAUUGAACUUUUGGGCAGAUGUGUGGCCAUCUGACUCCUGGUGCAUGUCAAGGGGGACCAUGCCCAAAUGCUAAGCGUAAUGAAUGUUAACUCGCUGCCAAAGACUGAGAGGAAGCGAACAUUUGGAAAUGCAUGAAGUUUGCGUAUGUUUUUAAAGGGAUAGUUCACUCAAAAAUGGGGAUUCUGUCAUUUACUCACCCUCAAGUUCAAAACCAAUGUGAUUUUCUUUCUUCUGUGGAACACGAAUAUGCUUUACAGUGCUUUUUAUAUCACCUUUUUCAUAGGUCGUACAGGUUUGCAAUGACAUGAGGGUGAGUAAAUGAUGACAGGAUUUGCAACUUUCAAAAAAGUAACCCUGUGUGUUUUCUACGGACUUUAUCAAUGUUUCUUUUUGUUGAUUAAUUUCUUAAUUUCCCACUGAAGGUGCCAUAAAAUGCGUUUGCAGCUGGUAUAGUCGUGCUAUUCUGCCUUUUGGCUAAUGAUUAUGGAAAAAAUACUGCUAUUAACAUCUGUUGUGUGUUUUCGUGACCUGUUUUGCAUUGCAUUGAGGACACAUUGUGUUCUUUGAAGUAUUCUCGAAGCUCUUUCAUUUGAAAAAUAACCAAUUGUUCUCACUCUUCAUAUGCUAAUUAUGAGGCCACCAAAAUAAUAAUAUCAACUGAUGCGGUUAUAUAACGCCCUCUGCUGUAAAUGACCAACCUGCCAGUCAUUUUAAUCUGAUUAUCUACAUUCUAGCACACCCUAGUGUUGAAAAGAUCAGAUCUUCUUAAUGCCAUGUGCUUCACAUCUUAAAAUGACAUUUGUAAGCAUAUGCAAAAUCUCUGAUGGUCUUAAAGUGGCAGUUCACUCCAGAAACUCUGGUCAUUUAAAUGUAUUCAGAAUUGUCGUUUUUAGGUGAACUGUCCCUUUAAUUCAAACUCCAGUAGAGUUUAGGGUACAGAUACAUCAUGGGUCUAUAAAUAAUGGCAAUCAAAUGGGUGUGUCUGACUUUGUAACUUGGCAAAGGGAAACACAAACAUGGCCAGACACAUCCCCUGAGAAUGUGUAGAUGCUAAAAAUGGUCUAACAUAUCAGUAUGUUUCAUUGGAUAUCUAAAACACUAGUUAAAAAGCAGAUUUUGGCAAUCAUGUACAGAACGUCAACCUUUAUUUUCAUAUCAGGAAGAC
Messenger RNA from Labeo rohita (rohu), 1884 nucleotides. It is a transcript of the gene cav4a, whose product is annotated as caveolin 4a. The transcript is spliced from 3 exons. The coding region runs from base 116 to 673 and encodes 185 amino acids. The record is from RefSeq and is a predicted model, not a curated record. Gene Ontology annotation, molecular function: molecular adaptor activity. NCBI's taxonomy places the organism in Eukaryota, Metazoa, Chordata, Actinopteri, Cypriniformes, Cyprinidae. Gene Ontology annotation, biological process: caveola assembly. Gene Ontology annotation, cellular component: caveola.